AUGAAACAAAUCGUCGACAACGAAGGGGUUGCGCGGGGGAGGGGCGCGGGGGGUACAGCGGGGGUGCGGGGGGGUACAGCGGGCCCGGCGCGGGGGGAGGGGCGCGGUCUACAACUCUACUACGGCACUCUCGUCGUUAAGUUUACUGUACUGCAUAACCAGGAUACUAGCGAAGGAAAUGAAGCCGGGAACAAUGGGAAUGCCCGGGAAUUCCUGCUCCGAACUGAACCGGCAUGUACCCACUCCUGUGCUCUUUGGAUCAUAAUACCUAUUUGCGGUAUCGGUAAUGGCCAGCCUAACUUGGACCGUUCCGUCUGUGCCACGUCAGAGGGUCGCGUGUAUGUGGAGGGGUCAGCGGACGGUGUACUACAUCAUUCAAAUGGAUUCCAUAUGAUAAGUAAACAAAAGUACGAAAUCAUGGUAACAAUACACGCGGCGCAAUACCGCUAUGAGACGCCGCGGUCGCCCCUCGCGUCGCGCCAAUUAAUUACGGUGGCCAUCUUACCCCCGGAGCUCACCCACGCCCCCUGA
This is a messenger RNA of Danaus chrysippus (African queen), 531 nucleotides long. Lineage: Eukaryota; Metazoa; Arthropoda; Insecta; Lepidoptera; Nymphalidae. The record is from the annotation of a GenBank genome assembly.